AUUUUUGUGGGUUACGUUACCUUAUUUGCCGACAUGACUGCGUUGACAUUGCUACGACGAUCAGUUACGGCGGUCAGCUGCCAUGCCCACGCCCACGCCCACGCCCACGCCCCCGUUCGCGGCACGAAUUGGCGGUGUUUGCCACAGCUUCAAAGGCGCCAGUUGCACUUGCACGUAAGUGGGCGACAUGCUGCUGCGCUUUUGGCCAGCAAAACAACAGCAGCAUCAGCUGCUGCAGCUGCGCAGGCGCCAAAUGCGCAUGCUAAUGUUGGCGACUCUGUCACCGCAUACCGCACCAUGUCCUCUGUUGCUCCGAAACUGGUGGCCGUUGCCGAGUCGCGGCGCUUCAUGAUUGACUGCUUCAAGGCGGUGAAGGUGCCCCAGGCACAUGCCGAGGCCCAGGCGGAUCUGCUGGUGGCCGCGGACCAUCGGGGACACUUCAGCCAUGGCAUGAACCGCCUGGAGAUGUACAUCAACGAUCUGGCCAUCAACUCCACGGACGGAGCGGCUGUGCCCAAGAUCCUGAAGGAAACCCCGGCCACCGCCUGGGUGGAUGGACUGAAUGGACUUGGCGCCGUGGUGGGCAACUACUGCAUGGAUCUGGCCAUCCAGAAGGCCAAGACAGUGGGAGUUGGCUGGGUUUGUGCCAAGGGAUCGAACCACUAUGGCAUGGCUGGUUGGUAUGCCAUCAGGGCCAUGGAGCAGGGCUUGGUGGGCAUGUCCAUGACGAAUACCUCGCCGCUGAUGGCGCCUACACGCGCCAAGGAGGCUGCUCUGGGCACCAAUCCCUUGUCCCUGGGUGCUAAUGCCAACAACGGCGACAAGUUCCUGCUGGACAUGGCCACCACCGCCGUGGCCGUGGGAAAGAUCGAGAUCCAGCGCAGGAAGGGAGCUCCUCUGCCCGACGGAUGGGCACAGGAUCCCAGUGGUGCCGUGACCAACGAUGCGGAACUGGGUUUCAGCACUGGCUGCCUGAUGCCCUUAGGAGGAUCGGAGCUGACCUCCGGCUACAAGGGUUAUGGCCUUGGCGCCAUGGUAGACAUUCUGACGGGCGUCAUGUCCGGAGCCAACUACUCCACUCAGGUGAGGAAGUGGACACAUGCUGGCGCCAAUUCUGCGGCUGAUCUCGGCCAGGUAUUCAUCGCCGUGGAUCCCAACUGCUUUGCUCCCAACUUCGAGGAGCGCAUGAGCGAUUUCAACUCCCGCCUGCGGGGCGCUACUCCGACCGAUCCCAGCAAGCCCGUUUUGCUGGCUGGAGACAAGGAGAAGAAUGGAAUGGCUGAUGUCGAUGCCGCCGGCGGCAUCCAGUAUCUGGAGAAUCAGUUGAAGACGUGCGCCAGCCUGGCCGAGAAACUGAAGAUCAAGCCCUUGAGCUUUGUUUAAGCUCGAAGGAACUGGUGAACUUUUAGGGAGCCAAGCAUACCACAUACCAUUGCCAUAUGUUGUAUACGCUUCUGCAUUUCGACGGACCAAAGCAAUAUGUUACUUUACACUGAGAGAAAUAUUGAUAUUUGCAAAAGUUCGACUUGCACUGGUGCCUAUUUAAAGCUUGUUACAUAUCUCCUUGUUGCACUUAACGCAUAUUCCUAGUUCCCAAAAGAUCGUCGUUGCUCUUUUUUAGUUAUAACUACGCAGGAUUAGGUGAGCUUUCAAUCUGAAAGGCUAAAAAUCUGAGUUUCGACACUCUUUUGUUGAAUUAGUAAUAUUUUGUAGAGUAAAGACUUGCAGUUUGCACAUUUAUUAUAAGUAGAGGGACCCCUACAUUUUUGUUUAAAACAAAAACUGUUGUAAAAUAUACAUAUAGCUUUUGGCACUUGAGAUACCCAUGCUGUGUUCAGCAAAUUCGGAACCAUUAAAAUUACUCUUUGACCAACAAUAA
Messenger RNA from Drosophila erecta, 1879 nucleotides. RefSeq lists its product as uncharacterized. The record is from RefSeq and is a predicted model, not a curated record. Gene Ontology annotation, molecular function: oxidoreductase activity. Bases 34 to 1383 code for a protein of 449 amino acids. The transcript is spliced from 3 exons. Lineage: Eukaryota; Metazoa; Arthropoda; Insecta; Diptera; Drosophilidae.